AGUUUUGCUUUCACAUCUGCUGCUUCUCAGCUGCUGACAUUGUGGGCUCUGGGAGGAAGCUGUGGAGAAGCGAGCACCAUCCUGCUGAUGCGCCUUCACCCGGCGCACUGUGCAUGUAUCCUAUCAAAAAGUGUUGAAUCUGGAUAAAAUCCCUCGUUCUUGUCUUUUACAAAUCUUGAGUCAAGUUGGGAAUGUGUCCACCAGUUCAUCUCUAUGCCUGGGAUUACCAUUUUCUGACCUGAAAUGGCAGACAUGGAAGAGUCCAUUGAAGAUGCUCUGCUUUUUGCUCUGGAUGAUCUCCGGGAGGAGAACUUCAAGAGGUUCAAGUACAAACUAGGCUUCCUCAAGUGGGAAGGGAAGGCUCACAUCCCCCAGGGCAAGCUGGAGGACGCGAACACCAUGGACACGGUGCAGCUCCUGCUGGAGGCCUAUGGGAUGGAGGGGGCCCGGGAGGUGGCGAUCCACGUCCUCAAGGAGAUCAACCUGCGAGAUUCUGCCACCCGACUCCAGACAUGGAAAUAUAACGAUUGCAAGAAGAAUUACAAAAGGCACCUCCGCGAAACAUUCUGGCCCAUUCUUGAACUAGGCUCCAACCACGGCUCAACAGUGGGUCUCCCCCAAAGAUACACAGAGCUGCUCCUCGUCAGGAACCCCCAACGUCCAGAGACAGCUCAUGAGCUCCUGGGGGCAGAAAAGAAGCACAGGAAGAUGGAGGUCGAUCAAGAAGGAGGCUGCCAAAAAUUGGGCCUGGAGGAUUUAUUUGAUUCAGCUGCCGAGAAGAAAAGCUCCAGAACGGUCAUUCUCGUUGGACCAGCUGGGGUGGGGAAAACGACCGCCAUGCGGAAGCUGAUGUUGGACUGGGCGUCUGGCCAGUUCUGGCAGGCAAAGUUUGAAUAUGCCUUCUACCUGUCUUGCAGGGCACUGAAUGUUGGCAGCACCAAGGCCAUGAGUCUGGUGGAUCUGAUGCUCAGCGGCUGCCCUCCUGGAACUCUCCUGGCCGAGGACAUCUUGAUGAACCAAGACAGCCUCCUCCUCAUCCUUGAUGGCUUUGAUGAACUCAAACACCAGGAUCUUCCGAGCGGUACGCAGAGCGCGAGCAACCCACACGAAAAGCAGGCCGCCGCUAGCUUGGUGACCGGCCUGCUUCGGAAAAAACUCCUCGCUCCGUGCCACCUCAUUGUGACGACAAGACCUGUGGCCUUGGGUUCCCUCCUGCCCUGUCUCAGAUCACCCCAGUUUGUAGAGGUGCUGGGAUUUCAACCCGCCCAGAGGGAAGAAUAUUUCCACCGCUUCUUUCAGAACAAGGAGGAAGCCACCCGAGCCUUUGAACUUGUAAGGAUAAAUGAGACUCUUUUCAGGGUGUGCUUCCUCCCUGUUGUGUGCUGGGUUAUCUGCUCCGUCCUCAGUGGGGGGCUCCAAAAACAGCCCCUUAAAGAUAUUCCAGAGAUGGCAACAUUCACCGACGUCUACUUGGGGCUCCUGGAUUUCUUGGGGUGUCCUUCCAGGCUGAGUGAUCUGAAAGGACUGUGUGGCUUAGCCAAGGAUGGGGUGCUACGUCAGACAAUGGUCUACAAUGAAGAAGAACUGAAAGCACAUGGCUUGGAGCCCUUUUCUGCAAGUAGAAGGCUUCUCCCUCAAGAUGUCCACCUGCCAGGGAUUUGCCAGUUCAUCCACCUGGGUUUCCAGGAAUUCUUUGCUGCCUUGUCCUACCUUCUAGACUCAGACAGGGAAGCAGGAACAUCGUCCAAAGAUUUGAAAGAGGUGUUUGGAACUAAGAAGGCACACAGCUGCAAUGAUAGGAUGCUGGUGCGUUUCCUUUUUGGCCUCUCCAAUACCAAGAGGCAGAGCAUCCUGCAGAAAACAUGGGGCUAUCCGCUCACAUCCAGGAUAAGACUCUGCCAGGAGUUUUUGAGCUGGGUGGAGCAGGAGGCCAGGUGUCAGGCUUUCCGGAGCGGGGAGCCGCUGCUGGAAUUGUGCCACUGCCUGUAUGAGAUGCACGACUCCCAGUUUGCCCAGAGCGUAAUGGGACACAUUUACAACAUAGACCUUAGAGACCACCUCUUGACCAAACUCGAUCUCGCAGCUCUUUCCUUCGGCCUCUCGGCUUCCGACUCUCUCCGUUCACUUCGGCUCUCCAGCUGCAAGUUGGGGCUGAAAGAGCUUGAGCAGCUCUCACCAGGAUUGCUGAAGUCUUCCGAGAUCCAGCUUCACCUCUGCAGCCUGACAGCGGCUGCCUGCAAGGAUCUGGCCUCUGUCCUGGAAACGAGCGACAGCCUGCAGGAUCUGGGCCUGGGAGACAACCGCCUGGGGGACGAAGGGGUUCGGCAGCUGUGCGCGGCGCUGAGGAAGCCUCACUGCAAACUCCAGAAGUUCUCAGUGUCAAUGAGAGGUCUAAACCAAAACACCAGGAGAAAACUGGAGUCCGUCCUUACUAAACAUCCCCAGAUGUCCCUGAUCUCCUAUUAUCCACCAGACUUCCCAGCCUUUCCAAGCCAUGAGAAAUACAUGAAGGUCAACAUGUUCUUAAUUACCACUGAGAUGCCUGAAACAUGAAGAGAUGGCUCUCAGAAGCGAAACUGAUACCCGUCCACGCCACCCGGAAGAAGGUCCAAAAUAGCUUUUAUAUUUUGUUAUCUGCCCUGAUGCAACUUACGUUUGAAACUGUGGGUUUUCCCUUGAAUCUUCUGGGGUCCAGAGGCAGGCAGGUGAACUUUUUGAUUUCUGUCUUGUUUUGCUGCCUCUUUUUAUUUCGAGAAAAAUAAAUAAAAUGUCUUUAGGGUCUUCCCUAAGUAAAAAAUGGCCCAUGGAACCAGAUGAACAAGGAAAACAAUUUCCACCCUAUCUGUUAGUUUCAAUGUUCCACCAACAGACACAGCGUGAGGACAAUGUGGCUUGUUUUGGCAAGCCAUUUCCGCUUUAGCAAUUCUACCAGAGAAUAAACCAUCCCGGCUGGAUAAACUCC
Messenger RNA from Pogona vitticeps (central bearded dragon), 2962 nucleotides. NCBI's taxonomy places the organism in Eukaryota, Metazoa, Chordata, Lepidosauria, Squamata, Agamidae. The record is from RefSeq and is a predicted model, not a curated record.